Fibroporia radiculosa is the source of this 903-nucleotide messenger RNA. RefSeq lists its product as uncharacterized. NCBI's taxonomy places the organism in Eukaryota, Fungi, Basidiomycota, Agaricomycetes, Polyporales, Fibroporiaceae. The transcript has 6 exons. Bases 1 to 903 code for a protein of 300 amino acids. The record is from RefSeq and is a predicted model, not a curated record.
AUGAUCAUCACAGAGUCAGAAUGGGCUGCGGCCGAAUCAGGGGGCUUGCACAUUCGCGUAACAACUGAACCAGACCUGCCAAAGCCUCCCAACUACGACGAUGUCCCUGUGAUACGGAUACAACCCCAGUCGCCUGGCCUGCCUUCCCUUAGUUCACAUCCCGAGCUGCAAAAUCGUUGCAUUUCGCAGCCAGGGGCAGGACACCGACGACGUUUAGAACGACGGAGGUGUGCGAGUGCAUCUAAUCUGGCUCUGGACAUGGAUGGCAAAACCGAGCCCAUGGUCGCCAGGAAUGGUCAAGCUGUGCUCUACAACUAUCUUCAAAAACGGCAUUUCGUCCCAUUUAUCUGUGUUUUCACCCAGCUAUCCUUCAAUUCUAUGAUCCUCAGCGGUCGGGAUGACGCGACGCCUUACUACCAUAUAUCCGUCCACCUCAACUGUUUUAUUCCUUCACUGCAUGUCACUACAAUUUGCAGAGGAAAGACUUCUGAAGGAGAGCCUGUUGCGUCUUUUGAGAUGGGGAUUGCCGCAAAAAAGAGCACAGUCACGAGGGACGGCCGCGAAAAGCUCAUGGAUGUCGUAUUGUCACGGUCAGGUAGUAAAUCCGAGCCUAUUUGGGUCUGGAAAUGGCACAGCGACCCAUCCCUUCACCUCAGUUGGCAUUGUGAUAGUCCCGUUAGAUACUGCUAUCUGAGCAGCCAGAAACAUACCUCCAGCGCGACCCUACUCGCUUCAUAUACACCGGUGGCUAUGUCCCCACGUGCGGAUGGCCUACCCUCCCCCCUUCCCUCGCUGAAAUUGUUUCCCGAGGGCCAGCGGCUGUUCGACGACAUCGUUAUCUCGGCGCUCAUCCUCGAGAGGAAGAGGCUGACGCCACAGGACACUCGUAUCUUGUUCAACUAA